This is a messenger RNA of Malaya genurostris, 4637 nucleotides long. RefSeq lists its product as uncharacterized. The transcript has 4 exons. The record is from RefSeq and is a predicted model, not a curated record. NCBI's taxonomy places the organism in Eukaryota, Metazoa, Arthropoda, Insecta, Diptera, Culicidae. The coding region runs from base 2260 to 3513 and encodes 417 amino acids. Gene Ontology annotation, molecular function: sequence-specific DNA binding.
AAAGCGUGGAAAGACUCAACAAUCGGCCGGUAAGGUUAUGGCGUCUGUAUUUUGGGAUUCGCAUGGUAUAAUUUUCAUCGACUACCUUGAAAAGGGAAAAUCAUCAACAGUGACUAUUAUAUAGCGUUAUUAGAGCGUUUGAAGGACGAAAUUUAAAAAACAAACGGCCUCAUUUGAAGAAGAAAAAAGUUUUGUUUCAUCGAGACAAGUCGAUGAAAACCAUGCUGAAAUUGAACGAAUUGGGCUUCGAAUUGCUCCCUCAUCCACCGUAUUCUCCAGAUUUGGCCCCCAGUGACUUUUUCCUGUUCUCAGACCUCAAGAGAAUGCUCGCUGGUAAAAAAUUUAGAAGCAAUGAAGAGGUAAUCGCUGAAACUGAGGCCUAUUUUGAGGCAAAGGACAAAUCGUACUACAAAAAUGGUAUCGAAAAGUUGGAAGAUCGCUAUAAUCGCUGUAUCGCAAUUAUGUUGAAUAAUAAAAACGAAUUUUGGCAAAAAAAAUGUGUGUUUCUAUUAAACGAUACGAACUUUUCAGCCGAACUGUUAUAAAUAUGAGUACACAUGAAACCAAAUCUACGGAUUUCACCUCAGGGAAAAGUGGCAUCACUGCCUCCGGCCUUGGUUCAAAAAUCUGUUUUCACAGUGAUUGCAUCAACGUUGCCAGGUAUACCGAUUUCUCGGUAUUUAUACAGAUAUUUGACCUCUACACCGCAACACAGAUAUGUACUCCCAAAUUACCGAUAAUUCCCGGAUCGUACAGAUAAAUACCGAUUUUCGGUUUUAGCGUGAAUAGACAUGCGACAAGGUUGCUGUGGGACCUUGUUUUUUUUGUUCGCCGAAAUGAGCUUUGGUGACAUUUUCCUGGUACUUAUGUAACGGAAUUCUGAUACCGAUAUGGAACAGAUAGAAUUUUGCGCCAAAUACAGAUUUUUGUAUCUAACCUGGAUCGGAAGUCUGGUUUCAAGGACAUUUUUUUUCUCACGCCUGCCCCCUACGUCCUAGGUUCAUUAGCAUCAGCCUCAGUGACUGAUAAAAAUCAUGUUAAACCACACAUCGCUUCAAACUCGGUAAACCACAUACGCGCGCAUAUUGCGCUUAUCACGACAAGUACCGCAAACCGCCAGAAUUUAAAACCCCUUCCUCUGUAUAAACCAGCGUAAAACCACGUUGUUUGGUUCGUUCGAGUUUACUCUCUCUAUCUCUCACACACACGCACACACUCUCACCAUCUCUAAAGCGAUUGUGAGAUUCGGACCCAAAAGCUUCUCACUCGACAUGUCAAACAGGCAGGCAGGCAGGCAGGUUGGCAUCAAAUUCAUUGGCGCAUAUACGCCGGGGCUCAUCGGGGCACAGGCCGCAGUUUUCGGUCCGUUCGUCGGUGCCAUGACGUGAGUUUCUUGGCGGUCGUCAAUUCACUUUCAGCUCAUUCCCGCAGGUUCGGUCCUGCUCGCGUUCGCUCUCUCACUCUCUUUCUCGAUUGUGUGUGCAUCGCAUUUUGCGGGUUUGCUCUCACGCUCCGGACGCGGACUCAUCGGGUGGACCUGCCAUGCCAGUCAAGCUAGCUAGCUAGCUAGCCAGCCAGCUAACCAACCAAUCAACCAGCCAGCCAACGUGAAAUGCAUUUUCAUCAGCCUUUUCGGUCCCCGUAGCAGCGACUCAGUCCGUGUCAGCAGCAGGUCGAGUCAAGACGCAUUUGAGUGAGGAGUGCCAAUCCGCGCGCGCAUAUUCAUUCAAUUUUACUGUUCGGAGAAGGUCCUUGAUUCGCGCACGUCUCAGCGGUGGUCGGUCGAUUGGUCGGUCGUUCGGUAUCAGUUGUACCCAGUCUGGUGUGGGUUCUUGUUUUUUUUUGUUUGUUGGACGUGUGAGGCUAUCCCACGGGGCCUACGUGAUUAACGGCGGCAGUGUGUGAGUUGGUGUAGAAGUGGAAGGCAGCGGCACCAGCAGCAGAGCAGUAGUUACUAACGCGGCGGCAACGGCAGCGGCUACAAAAUACCUCUCGGUUUGGACUGCCCGAGAAGAAAGAAUAUCAUCAACUUUGUGUGCCAUACGGUUCAGUGUGUCAGUGCGGUCGUCGGUGCACGACAAAGAUUAGGAAGACCGAGCGCGUUGCGUGGACUCGAACUAGAAUUGUGUCACCGAAAAUUCCUUGGAGUGAGAUAGUCGGUUGCUCUAAUCAAGGCGUAAUUCGAUUCUGCUAGUAGUAGUAGUAUUAGAAGUGGUUGAGGAACUAGAGUGAAAAGCAACAAAAAAAUAAACGCACAACAUGGGAAAGAUGUCCGGAAGUCAUUGUUUGGUGAUGGGCUGUCGCAACCGACAGCUGCUAAACCAAACCAACACUAGAUCGUACUUUCGGUUUCCCCGUGAUCCAGAGAUGUGCAAACAGUGGGUCGAGUUCUGCAAUCGUCCCGAGCUGUGGAAGAAAUACGACGAGAAUGGCCCCGAGUACCUGUACAAGAGUUCUCGAAUCUGCUCCGACCACUUUCAGCCGAACGACUUCAACAAUCCAAAUCUUUUCAGUCAAGGGUUGAAAAAAGGUUCGGUGCCAACCCUCUACCCAGCCAGUAAAGAACCAAAGAAUCGCUACAGUAUUGGCGGCGGAAUAGGUGGCCUUAGUGGUCUCGGAGCUGUUAGUGGUGGUGGUGGAAGCGGCAAUAAUUCGCCUCCCAACAGCAUCGACAGCGAGUCACUCAUCACGCCAAUGUUAGCGAAGCGACCGCUGUCGUCGCAGCCUUCAACGCAGCCGCAGCAGCAGCAGCCAGUUGCCAAGCAGCGAAGAUCACUUCCUCCCGCCCUCAGUGCCAGUGCCACUACGAACAACAGUCAUGCCACCGUGAGUGGCGCACUAGCCGGUCUGAUUCAACGCCAGCAGCUGAAAGAGCAGCAACGGAAAGCGUUCGCAGCAGCCCUACAGCUCCAACAUCGGCAGCAGGUACCGAAUCCCCAACAAACACGAUCACUGCUGGCCUCGCUGAAGCAAAAGCCAAACUCCAACAACAAUAACAACAACCACAUCAAUAGCAACAACAAUAAUAAUAACAACAACAACAACAACAACAACAGUACCAAGUUGGCAGCUGCUGCAGCACAGGAAAAGCUCGAAGAUGAACGGGGGUACGGCAUCAACUAUGUGGACAUGGACGGAGGAGAUUCCACCGAGUACGAUUCGGGCUUCCAGAAUGCCGUGGAAAAGGAACUGGCGGCCUACAAACAGCUGCAGCAGAUGAAGGCAGUGAAAGCAGCGGCCGCCGUCAUUCCGGCAUCGCUCAAGUCCGAGUUGACCGUAACGCCGGCCGUUAGUCACCUGAACACCAACAGCAGCGCCAUCAACAACGGCACCAGCAGCAGUCACAACAACUCCAACAACACACUGAAUGGUUCCAUGAACUACAAGGAAAAGUACGAGCAAACCCUGAAGGAACUGUUUGCCUGUCGCAAGAUUGUCAAGAACCAGAACAAUGCCAUCAAGCAGCUUCAGGGUGAGAUCGACUUCCUCAAUCAACUGUUGAAGGAGAAAUGAUGCUCUUCGGUCACGGCUGGCAGGGCCAGCAGCAAUAACGGUGGUCGGGUGCCAAUGGUUUUCUAGAUUCUAUCGUGAAGGAGUGCAGGAACCUUAGCUGAAAAUAAGUUUCAAACUGUAUUAUAGUGUGUUUAGUUGGUGUAAACAAUCUGACCAUAAUCUUAGAAAUUGGUUCAGUGCGCAGAUUGAUAUUUUACUAUCUGUCCUUUUUUUUCUAUCGUGCCAGUAAACAAAGUUUUAUUGUAAUAGGAUUGAACUUCUUUGCUGUACGACACGCUAGAAGAUUCACUAGAUGUAGUUACCAUUUUAGUACUUUGUAGUGUUCAAAUUUUUGAUUCAGGUGAAUUUAUUUACGGUUGAACUAGCAUCGGUGCCAACAGUCAAUAUUCGUUCACGAAAAGCUUGCAAAAAACAUUCCAACAGUGAACAAACUGUCAGGCACUUGUCAUCUCCCGGCGCAUAUUUAUAAUAGAUUCUUUUAGAUUAGCAUGAUUGAUCUUGUUUUUAACUUGUAUUCUAUGGAUCCAAUAAACCGCCUGCUGGAACAAACAUGAAACCCCAUCGCCCCGUAAAUUAGCACACGUCGAAAGGUCCAGUCAGUUCGAAUCAUUAUGAUAUACAUACAAUUAAAACCCCUUAAAAAACAAAAUUCAAAUAACUUUGAGAUCAGUUAUACGAGAACACAAAACAGGACAAGAAAUACGCCUUCAAAAGUACAGUUAGUGUAACCUAGAAAACAUUUAUACGAAAAGCAACAAUUAUUAAAACGCUACAAAGGGUUUCGAAUCGACAAAACAUUUGAUAAGAUCUAGUUGAUAAACAUGUACAUGUUAAUGUUAAAUAUAUAGAUUUAGAUUUAACCUCGUUUCGAUAGUCACACAAAACAAAACAAAACAAACAAAAUAGUAUGCAACUAGUUACGAUUGAUACACGUAAAUCUUAACAUGUUUGUUUUUUUUAUCUGUAAUAGAGAAAAAAGAUGUAAACCAAAACAAAUGCCAGCAUUAUUUAAGAUUGAUUGACUAAGCCGAGAAGAGUGUGGGAUUGGAGUUGAAUAUAAGUAGUCGUUUAGAGUGGAAACAAAGUGGAACAAAACCAAAUAAAAUGAUUUGACGAAAAUUCAA